AGGCCAUGUAGAAUUUUAGUUUGAGAUAUCACGAAAUGUAACUGUAGACAGCAAUCAUGGGAAAUCUUUUGUCAUCAGAACGCAGGCCAACUUUUUCUUUACCCAGAAGGAGAUUAUCACUAAAGAGAUCUCGUAGAAAAUCAAGCAACAAAGCUACAACAUCCUCUGUAUCCGGACCAGUACAGACAAACAGCAAGCCAUGCCCUGGCCCGCCCAACAUUGCUCCCCCACCCACACCCUCACUUGUUCCCCCUCAGAACCCAGCUGAACAGCUUGAAAUUGUCAUUGCUUUGUACGAUUAUACACCCAGAACAGAGGGAGAUCUGACUUUCAAGAAGGAUGACCGAAUGAUUAUACUAGACAAGAGGAAUGGUGGCUGGUGGAAAGCCAGGAAUCUUAGCACUAAUAUCGAGGGGUAUAUACCUAUGAACUAUGUGGCUGAUGAAACUACUUUGGAGGCACAGAAAUGGUAUUUCGGGACGUACAAGAGAGCAGAGGCUGAGAAGUUGUUAACUCAGUGUUCACAACACUCUGCGUUUAUAGUGCGGAAGAGUGAGACUAACCCACUUGACUUUUCACUUUCCGUCUACGAUUACAGCACUGUCAAACAUUAUCGCAUCAGAACUUCUGCUAACAAGUAUUACAUAACGCACAAAGUGAAAUUUGAAACGAUCCAACUUCUCAUACAACAUUACAGCACCAAAGAGGAUGGCCUCUGCGUAAAACUGGGACAACCCCCUAUAAAAGGACAAAGCACUCCUCAAACCCUGAGUUUGACACACAGCACACAGGAUGAGUGGGAAAUACCACGCUCUUCUAUUAAACUAACAAAGUGCCUGGGUGAGGGACACUACGGAGAGGUGUGGCAAGGUGAGUUUAACGGGACCCUGGCGGUAGCAGUGAAGCAGCUCAAGCCGGGCAGCAUGUCACGUGAGGAAUUCCUUAAGGAGGCGUCCGUCAUGAAGAAUCUCAAACAUAACAAGUUGGUAGCUUUAUACGCGGUUUGCUCGAUGGAAGAACCUAUUUACAUAAUAGAAGAGUUAAUGGACCAAUGUCUGAACAAGUACCUCCAGGAACAGACCACACAAGAUAAGACCAGUCUCAAGGAUCUCACUAACAUGGCUGCUCAGGUGGCAUCGGGAAUGCAGUAUUUGGAAAGCAAGAACUUCAUCCACCGGGAUCUGGCUGCAAGGAAUGUGCUGGUGGCCCUGGCUAACAGCCCUGUUGAGUGUAAAAUAGCUGACUUCGGCCUCGCUCGAGUCUUACACUCACACGAUAAGAUCUACGAAGCACAGAAUGUCAUGCACUUUCCCGUGAAGUGGACUGCACCAGAAGCUGCCACUCACAUGAAGUUUACAAUCAAGUCAGACGUGUGGAGUUUCGGUGUGUUGAUGCACGAGAUCUUCACUUUCGGGGGGACCCCUUAUCCUGGCAUGAGCAACCAGGAAACGCUAGCCCAAGUUGAGAAGGGCUACAGAAUGCCCUGUCCAGUCAUUAUGACGGAAGAACUGUACGAUAUAAUGUUGAGUUGCUGGAAGGCUCAGCCUGCCGAACGGCCUACUUUCGAAACCAUUCAGUGGAGAUUGGAGGAUUAUUAUUAUAACGAUGAAGCGGGUCAGUUAGGUUACAAAGAAACUGGGGAGCUGAACGAUGAUGAGAAGAAGUGAACGUGAAGGGGAGGCAACUGAAGACUCUGACCCCAACUUCUACAGUAUGAAACAAGCUUGAAAAGAUUCCACAAGAUCGUCUUAAUCGUUCUAUAUGAGUAUACCCGAUCGAAAAACAUCAUCAAGAGAACUCGAGAAUUAAUUCUGAUUUAGGUGAAUUAAAACGGUAUGCUGUGAAAAUAAACUGACUUUAGCUCGAUUUCGUCAGUUGGAUAAGUAUUUAGUGUUUGUUUUUUGAGAUCUGACUGAUGAUAAACAUCGGAAUAUGCGCACAUUUUUAUUUGAAGGGUUGGCUGGUGUUUUUGUUUUGUAUUUACAACUUUGCUCUAAUAAUAUUCGCUUAUGUCUAAAGCCGCUUUUUAAACGUGCAUAUGAUUUUUUGGCGCAGCCCUGUUUAUUAAACAUGAUGAAAAUUUUAUGUUAUUAAUUAGUCUGAAUUAAUUUAUUUCUUACCGAUGCUUUGAACGUUUUUAGUGCCCGAGAUUUAUCAUAUAUAAAGAAUAUAGUCAAUAGUCAAUAGUCAUCGCAAUUUUAUUAUUUUAUACAAUCAAGAUUAUGCUUUUUUCUACCUGCUACCGAAAGUGAAGACUUAGAGUAACGAUAAAAUAUUAACUUGAGAUUUGAAUAGCUAGUAUUAUUGGUGUGAUACAGCUUGUUUACGACACUGUUAAUAAGUUUUAAACCCGUUAAUAAGUUUUAAACCCGUUAAUAACUUAAAUACGCUUUUAUCACAACAGCUGUUUAAGUAUGGGUACUAUAUCUAGAUAUAAUGUAAGAUUAAUGCGCACUUUUCCAAGAUGGAACAAUUUUUGCCGGUUUCCAUAUUCCAUAUAUAUGUCGUAUAACUAUAAGCAGGUCUUUUUCUAACCCUAAUGUUCAUCUUUAACCUUGGUUUUAUGUGCCAUAACAUUUCCCGUUUAAAUAUCAAACCAAGGGGUGUAAAACAAAAUAAUUGUUCCAGCUUGCAAGUUAAAGGGUUCCAGAAAUCUUGUGCACUUACAGUUUAUUAUGUGAUGAACAAUAUUCGUAUUUGUACUACUAUCGUUACGUUAUGGUGUCCUUUUAAAAGUAGCAGUGGUAUUAACUUUACUAAAACUAUUUGUUAAUGAACAUGACGUCACGAUAACGGAAGCCAGGUGAAUUUGUUUUGUCAAGACCUUGAAGGUUCGUGUUUGACUUAUCGUCGGUAAAGCUAAUAUUUACAGUGGGUCCGGUAACUUUCAAAUGUUAAAAUUUAGUUUCAAGUUUGUAUCCCUUCUCGCGAAAGCUAUGUCUCUAUGUUCGGUUCACGGUAAUAUUUAUAUACACUUUGAUACCAAUUUUUAAGUGUGAAAUGUUGAAUGUUGGACAAUCCUGCUAGUACAUAGAGGUACCAAUGAAGCUAUCGCACAAUUUCUAACCGGGGCAUAUUUAGCAUCAACACACUUUUACUUACGAAACUGAGCUGUCGUGGACAGUUGUGCCUUUUUGGGCUGUGUUAUAUAUAGGUCACUGUCAAAUUGUGCUUUAUUUCUGUAUCUGAAACAUAUUGAUAUAUAAUGAUGAUUUAGAAUGUUCCAUCUGUGCAGUAUGAUCAAUGUAAUGUUAUUUUACCA
Molecule: messenger RNA, 3262 nt
Organism: Bolinopsis microptera
Lineage: Eukaryota; Metazoa; Ctenophora; Tentaculata; Lobata; Bolinopsidae
Product: tyrosine-protein kinase SRK2-like
Exons: 12
Coding region: 57-1667 (536 amino acids)
Biological process (GO): protein phosphorylation; cell surface receptor protein tyrosine kinase signaling pathway; innate immune response
Cellular component (GO): extrinsic component of cytoplasmic side of plasma membrane
Molecular function (GO): ATP binding; signaling receptor binding; non-membrane spanning protein tyrosine kinase activity
Source: RefSeq, a predicted model, not a curated record